Pistacia vera is the source of this 803-nucleotide messenger RNA. Its product is annotated as protein SABRE-like. The transcript has 4 exons. The coding region runs from base 222 to 803 and encodes 193 amino acids. The record is from RefSeq and is a predicted model, not a curated record. NCBI's taxonomy places the organism in Eukaryota, Viridiplantae, Streptophyta, Magnoliopsida, Sapindales, Anacardiaceae.
CACAAUACUCCCACUAUUUUUUUUUUAAGUAGAUGCAAUUCUUCAAUUUUUAGGGUUUUAUUCUCAUAAUUUUUCUUUUGUUACAGUUACAGUUAUAAUUAUCUAUCAUUUUUCUUGAAAUGACGAAGUUAUGUGCGUCUUAUUUGAAUCUUAUUUGGAAUUCGAUUAUAAUUUGAUUGAAGACCUUAAGUUUUUGGAGAUUAAGAGACUCUCCAGUUAAAAUGGCAGCUUCUCCUGUGAAGUUUCUCUUUGGAUUCUUGAUGGUUUCCAUCACAUUGUGGAUGGUCUUCAUGUUUGCCUCCAGGUUGGUGGCUUGGAUUCUAAGCCGGAUAUUGGGAGCAUCUGUUGGAUUUCGGGUUGGUGGUUGGAAAUGUGUAAGGGACGUUGUGGUGAAAUUCAAAAAGGGUGCUAUUGAAUCUGUAUCUGUUGGUGAAAUCAAAGUCAGCUUACGUCAGUCCUUGGUCAAACUCGGGGUUGGUUUUAUUUCUAAGGAUCCCAAACUACAAGUGUUAAUAUGUGACUUAGAAGUUGUUAUGCGGCCAUCAAGUAAAAGCUCAAAGAAAACUAAAACUCGUAAACCGCGCUCUUCAGGCAGGGGAAAAUGGAUGGUUGUUGCUAACACUGCAAGAUUUUUGUCAGUUUCUGUGACAGACAUGGUUGUGAAGAUGCCCAAAUCUACUAUUGAAGUCAAGGAACUGACAGUGGAUAUAUCAAAAGAUGUUGGAUCAAAGCCAGGUCUUCUGGUUACGCUACACAUACUACCUAUUUUUGUAUACAUAGGUGAACCCCGGAUGCUGUUGUGA